Messenger RNA from Papilio polytes (common Mormon), 2687 nucleotides. RefSeq lists its product as uncharacterized. The transcript has 10 exons. Bases 243 to 1856 code for a protein of 537 amino acids. The record is from RefSeq and is a predicted model, not a curated record. Gene Ontology annotation, cellular component: mitochondrial outer membrane. Gene Ontology annotation, biological process: mitochondrial protein catabolic process; mitophagy by internal vacuole formation. NCBI's taxonomy places the organism in Eukaryota, Metazoa, Arthropoda, Insecta, Lepidoptera, Papilionidae.
AGUGCGCGUGUUACAGACGUGUGUUGAUUUUUUUUAUUUUAUACGUUAUCAAAGACUCUAAUAAUUAAUAUAUUUAAGGACAAAAACAACAGAAACGCAAGUGUUGUGUGUGGACAUUGUGAUUAACAAAUCUGUUGUGAUACUUUAUGUGAGAAAAUCGCGCUUCUUACGGAUUUGUACGGUGUUUCGGUACAAAACAUUGGAGUGAAGUAUCAUGGGCUAGUACUACAAGAAGUCGAAAAAUGAAUGAAAGUCGUGAGCGAAUUCGGCGGGAAAGAGAGAGGGAGAAGAACACAUAUACCUCUCCCCGUCUGGCGCUGCGGCGGGUGCUGCUGCUGGCUGAGGGCCGGCAGUUCCGCGAGGCGGCCGCUAUUGUCUCCCGGCUCGGCCCCGGCGUGCUGCAGACCGUCGCCGCUGACUUACCUAUCGACCUGCUAGUUGAGGCUUUGCCGCAUUCCGCGCAUUUAAUAGAAACUUUAUUAAAUAGGUUAAUUUCCUUAGAAGUCCUGCCCCGUCCGGAGUUGCAGUGCGAGGCGGUGGCAUGGCGACUGGUCGGUCUACUGGGAGUAGACCAGAGUUCUGGUCUGCGCGCGCGCACCGCCAAGCUGGCUAAUGCACUGGCGCAGUACACGCCAGACGCCAGGGACACUGUUGAUGCUAGGAGACGACAACUAGAUGCCGCUGUACAGGGAUUGGGUACGCACGGGCUCACAGCGGACUCCUCCGGCGCGCUCAUCUCUCUGCACAUCGCUAUGAAGAACGAGUUGCAACGACAUGUAGACGUCUACAAGCAAGCGCUGCACAAACUGGAGGAACUGUCGCCAGUGACUCUACACAGCGACCCUGCCUCCUCCUCACACCAACGUCUCCUGUCCCUCUCACACGCGGACGUGGAGCGGCGACUGAUCGACAACAAAUCGCUGCUGACGGCAGUGGACAAGCCAGCGCUACGCCAGCUGCCCACCCUGGUCGCACAGCUCGCCGCGCGAGUAGAGAGCGACAAGGCAGUGCUGGCUUGUGUAGGACAGAUCAAACGGACAGACCCCACGCUGGAUCUAAGUGACACGAGGCCGGUAGCCGGGGUGCUGAUGAGCUACUCCCGCGGCUGCGCGGCCGUGCUGGGGCUCAUGGCGGAGGGCGGGGAGCCGGCCGCCCCGCGCUCGCAGGCCGACUCCGCCAGCGACGGCUACCAUUCUGACAGCGACGACUCCCAGCAGCAGCCUGAUAGGAGUGCCCUGGUGUCGCAGUACGAGGCGAUGUGGGCGAUGGCUGCGGAGGAGGUGCUGCCGGCUCUGGCCGCGCUCGAACCGCUCCAAGCCACGCCGCAUCUCAAAUACAAGAUCGUCUUCUCCGUUGUUGUCCUGUCGUUCCGCGCGGUGAUCAGUCUGCGCGACCGGCGCGUGUCGGAGGCGGCGGCGGUGCUGGGGGCGGCGGUGCUGGGGGCGGCGGGCGCAGGGGGUGCGGUGGGUGCGGCGGGCGCGGCGGGCGCGGCGGGCGCGGGCUUCGUGUCCGCCGCCACGCGGCUGCUGCGCACCACCGCACACACCUACCCGCUGGGCGACGCUGAGAGGACGGUCAUCAACCAGGUGGUGGGCACGCUGCGCGAGUUCCCGUGCGUGGCGGCGUGCGGCGCGCUGCGGGCGCUGGCGGGCGCGUGCUGCCGCGCCGCCUGGCCGCUGGCGCUGCACGCGCCGCCGCUGCGCAUCGACACUGACUUCACUCCCGUGGUGCUGGACCCGAGGCGGCACGUGCGGCUGAGCGGCAGCUCGCAGCGCUCCGACAUCAUCAAAUCCUUCGUGUGCCCCGCGCUGCUGGACGGCGCCCGCUGCGUCUUCCGCGCCGUCGUGCUCACCUGACAGCGCCGACACUGCCUUCAUGUACUACAUUGCUCAUCACCUCUAAAGUGGUACACAUUUUGAUAUUCUUUCAGUUCCGGUACCAGGAGUACACCUUGUAUUACUAUUUCUUAUUAUAACAUAAAGUGACAAACGACCGCUGCCCAUACACAUUCGCAAUAGCGGAUGCGUUGCUUAUCCUUAAUCGACGGAGGAGGAGACACACAUAAAGAUGUUUCCCCUUCCUAUAUGUCUCCUCUGCCAUCAAAUCACUAUUCUUAUGAGGAAAAGCGUGGAAGUACCAGGUGUCAAACAUCCAGUAUUUUAUAUAUGUCGUAGUUGAGGGUAGGUGAUUCCGAUGUCAAUAGUGAGUUUCUUUGUCGCUGGAGAUAUGUUUCGAUUUCGUAGCAGAGUCCGUAACGCGUGAUGGUUUCAACGGCACCGUUCUCGCUGAUAGCCACGAAACAAGUGCGUUCCUUCUCACAGCUACUAUUGAAGUGCUCUUGUUGUCGGUCACUCUAGAAGUGAGCCCUUGCUGACUGUCACUGUAGAAGUGAACUGCGCUCCGCUCGCUCGGCCCUUUUAAAACGUUGAGUCCAUCAAACGCCGACAGGCGGCGCUGGCGUUACGUAGUUCUCUUUACAUCCGCAAUGUCGCUAGUGUCGCAAUGCUGGCGCUAGUGUUGCAUUGAUUCCGACAUAUACAUGUCUUAUUUAAACUGUAAGCGAGAUGUACCAGAUGUUUUAGACCUGGUUUCGCUUUGAACUUGCUGUAUUACCAAUAGAUAUAGAUACCAAUUUAAUUAACAAAAGUUUAAUUUUCACUAAAUUCAAUACCAGAAGGGUUUCAUUA